AUGGCUGAUCACCAAGUCGCCACAUAUGAAACAGAUGAUUCCGAUUACAAUCUUAGGGAAAAACGUUCCGAACGUUGGAGAGAUGCUUGGGAUGAUCGGGUUUGUCGCAACUCAUUGCUGGCUGUUCAUCAGCAUCUCUACCGUGACGAGUAUCGCAUAACAAAGGAAGCGAAGAAAUAUCAAGAAUUUUUUGUUAAGGAGGAUUUGAACAGCGUGCGAGAAAAUUUUCAGGUCUUGGUUAACUACUGUGCAGAUGACAAUCUUAUAUGUUCUCAAAUUUUCAAAAAAUUGUGGCCGGAGUUCCAGAAAAGGUUCCCUCAUCCUGCAACGUUGUAUGGGAUACUCAACAUAGGAAAUGCAUACCUACCCAUCAAUGAGAACUGGGAGCGUUUCUUCAAGAAAAAUGAGAAGAUUAGUGAUGAGACAAAGGAGGCUGGUGCUCGUGCUUUGAUUGCAUCUGCUAAGGAUAUCAUGACUAUUCUCAAACCGAAUUCUGAUGGAGUUGUUAUGGAUGCAUGGCUGUUUGAUGCUGAUUGGUCCUACAAGGGCAACAAAGAAUUCCCAGAGUGGUUCUACAAACUAUUUUCCAAACGUGGAAAUGUAUAUCUUGACUUUACCUCGUUAUCAUGUGAAGAUGUUAUUAUGAAAAGCACUCUUGCUCCAUUAAUUUUUGAAACUGACUCUGAUGAGCACGACUCUUUGUUCAAAACACCACAGCAGCUCGAACACAUCUGUAAAGUGAUUGCUGAAAAUAAAAUUCAAUUUGGAGACAUUACUCCUGUUGGAAGAACGCACAAAUUUGGAUCUUUUCUCUUCUAUCAACUUUCACAUCCGGUGAAUGAUAUAGAUUAUCGUCUUGAAGUUUGCAUAAUAGAAGAUUUGCAUAGAAAAAUUAUUUGUUCAUGGCUAAUUCGCAAUAUCCAAGCUAAUUUAGCAUAAGU
Messenger RNA from Strongylus vulgaris, 941 nucleotides. Lineage: Eukaryota; Metazoa; Nematoda; Chromadorea; Rhabditida; Strongylidae. The record is from the annotation of a GenBank genome assembly.